AUGGCUGCUAUGGACAUCAUGAGGAAGCUCCAGGCAGAACUGACUUGCUCCAUUUGUCUAGCGGACUUCUUAGACCCGGCCACCCUCGACUGUGGGCACAAUUUCUGCCAUGGCUGCCUGGUGGGUUACUGGGGGGACAUCACCUCUGAGCUCACCUGCCCUCAGUGCAAGGAGGUGCUUCCACGGCUGGUCUUCACACCAAACAGGCAGCUGGCCAAUAUCGUGAUGCUCAGCAGAGAGCUGGGCAAUGAGGCCGUGCAAGGGCACCGUGGAGGUCAAUUCUGUGAACAGCAUCCACCGGCGGUGGCAGCCUUCUGUGUGGACGAUCUGACGCCCUUCUGCUCAGCAUGUGACGGCUUCCUCCAGGAGCACAGUGCUCACAACGUCAUCUCUGUGGCCGAGGCUGCCCAAAAGCUGAAGAAACGAACAGGAGAAGCAAAGGAAGUCAUGGUGAGCAAGUUCAUGGAAUUAUGUCAUUUUCUGACUAAGCAGAAGGACAUGCUUCUGCUUGAGGUGGUGGGAAGGCUGGAGAAGGAAAUGACUUGGAAGCAGGCCCAAUACACAGCCAUAAUCCACCGGAAAGCCUCUGACCUGGAUGCCAUCAUCCAGGAUUUGAAGGAGAAGUAUCAUCAACCAACACCGGUACUCCUGCAGGAUGUUGGAAGCACCUUGAAGAAGUGUAACAGGGAGAUUGUUAUGAAUCCUGCAGCUUUCCCAAAUGAUAUAAAAAUACUUGCCUGGGAUUUAUUAGAUUUUAAUGCAUUUCUGGAGAAGUGCUCGACACAGUUCAAAGAUACAAUGAUAUCUGGAUAUCAAAUGAAGAAAGCAAAUGUGACUUUCGAUCCAGACACGGCUCACCCCAGACUCAUUCUGUCUGAGGAUCGUAAAAGCUUGAGACUGGGGAGCCAAUACCAAGCAGUGCCUGAGAAGGAGGAGAGAUUUGACAAGAUAACGUGUGUGCUGGGAUGUGAGGCAUUCCUAGAAGGCAGACACUACUGGGACAUUCUUCUGGGCCCAAAGGGCUGUUGGGGAGUUGGAGUUGCUAGGAACUCUGUGAAGAGAAAGGGACUUAUUCCCAUCAGUGCACUAGAAGGGAUCUGGGCUAUAGCAAAAUGCGCAGAUCGGUGGGUGUUUCUUGAUCCCCCUAACUAUUUUUAUAUCCCCGUUGGCUGGGAGGUCAAGAAGAUCCGCGUGUCUGUCAACUAUAUUGGGCAACGGGUGACCUUUUGUGACUCUGACCGGGGGAUCCUGAUUCACACAUACCCAAGAGCUUCAUUCUCCAGCGAGCCGCUCCGUCCCAUCUUUUGGCUUCAACGGAAAGGCCAGCUCUCCAUUGUGCCCUGA
Messenger RNA from Varanus komodoensis (Komodo dragon), 1344 nucleotides. Its product is annotated as zinc finger protein RFP-like. Bases 1 to 1344 code for a protein of 447 amino acids. The record is from RefSeq and is a predicted model, not a curated record. Gene Ontology annotation, molecular function: zinc ion binding; protein binding. The transcript is spliced from 6 exons. Lineage: Eukaryota; Metazoa; Chordata; Lepidosauria; Squamata; Varanidae.